Molecule: messenger RNA, 2118 nt
Organism: Alternaria burnsii
Lineage: Eukaryota; Fungi; Ascomycota; Dothideomycetes; Pleosporales; Pleosporaceae
Product: duf-domain-containing protein
Exons: 7
Coding region: 1-2118 (705 amino acids)
Biological process (GO): endoplasmic reticulum to Golgi vesicle-mediated transport
Cellular component (GO): endoplasmic reticulum membrane; Golgi membrane; COPII-coated ER to Golgi transport vesicle
Molecular function (GO): COPII receptor activity
Source: RefSeq, a predicted model, not a curated record
AUGUGGAUACUGCCGUUGCUUGGAUAUGUGGGUGUCAUUUUGGGCUUCGCCUUCUUGACGCUUGCCAUAGCUUCCGGCCUGUACUACCUCUCUGAGCUUGUGGAAGAGCAUACCGUAUUCGCAAAGAAGCUACUAUACCGACUCAUCUAUGGCGUGGUCGGCAUCCAAAUCUUGCUUCUAGUCGUCGAUCGGUUUCCAGUCGGACUCAGCGCGUUGAGCGUUGUGUCGCAUGUCAUUUAUGCGCAGAACCUCAGGCGAUUCCCCAUUGUCAAGCUCACGGACCCACUGUUCUUGGUCUCUUGCGCCCUCGUCAUCGCAAACCACUAUCUUUGGUUUCGUCACUUCAGCGCUCCGCCAGCAAACACAUACUCUUCGUACUCAUACUCCCGCGACGUCAACAUUCCCACCUUCACCGAGAUCGCAUCUUACUUUGGCCUAUGCGUCUGGCUAGUUCCAUUUGCCUUGUUCGUCUCCUUGUCCGCUGGCGAGAACGUUCUUCCCUCAAUGGGCUCCGAGUACGCGACUGGAGACGGUAGCAGCUACAUCAUGCCAGGAAAAGCACCAGAGUCGUUUGGCAGCGGGACGGGUAUCGGAGUUGGCGGAGUGAGCAGUGGGAUGGAGGGCAAGAGGAGGGCAAGAAGUGGAACAAAUGCGGGCAUGGCGAAGGCUGUUGUCACUGGCGUCAGGGAGUGGGUCGGAGAGACAGGAGAGGUCAUGGGAUUGUGGAAGGCUCUCUGCGGAUCGGUCGAGUUCCUACAUGCGUUUGCAUUUGCCUCCCUGAAAUCCCCACAAUUCGCGUCCUACUCUGAAAAAGAGAAAGACGAUAUCGCACACGAGACCUGCAAACAAACGAGCAGGUCACAAGUUUCUCCACCCCGUUUCCUGCCUCUGUUGCCUUUCGCACCAUGUCAAAGUUUUGGUUUGUUUGAAGCGAUCGUUCCUCAGUCAGCAUUCCUAAUGGAUAGCCUACUAUCUUUACCCACACCCAUGGCCACUCCGACGUCCCAGGUCAAGCCGCCACAGCUGCAGCGCGAUACUGCCUCUCUCCGACAGCCACCGGUUGAUCCGCGUAAUGCUUCCAAUCUUUUGCGUAAGGUUUUCAAGAAGGGCUGGGAUCCUCUACCCACAGCGCAAAACUUACAUACCGAGCACGCUGAGUUGUUGCUUGAUACGCCAAUUGGUCGCGACUUUACUCUGAUCACUGUUGCUGGUGUGGAGUUUCAGGUACAUUCCAUCAUGUUGAUUGGCGGCUCGAAGGCGUUGCAGGAGGGGCUAUUUCCAGGUGGUGCGAUGAGCCCUAACCGACCAAGUUGUGUGCAUUUGCCGGCUCACUUUCAUCCUAUCCUUGUAGACCGCAUUGUCAACUUCAUCUACACAUCAGACUAUAGGUUCAUUCCAGGCUCAGAAGGCGGCCAACUCAAGCAGACCACCUUCAAAUUCUAUCAUGCAACUCUCAUCCCGAACGAGAUUCCGCCCUCACCUGCCACAGUUGCCCUCGUUGGUAUUGCCGAAUAUGCAUACCAUCUCCACAUCUACGCCCUGGCAGAAGAAUUGGACUACAAUACUCUGAGAUCAGCUGCGCACGCGAAGCUCGUCGAACUAUUGGUCUUCCGUUCUUCCAAUCCCGAAGUUCUCAAGGAGGCCAUCAAGGCUAUCUUCGCCCCGACCGGGAGCGCGGAGCGCAUCUGCGAAGACGAGGAUGGUGCGUUGCGGCAAGUUGUCGUCGCGGCUGUCCUUGCACAAGAGGCUAAGCAUUGGACGGAAGUACAGCUUACAGGUUUUCUCGACAGUAUCCAAGAUCCAGCAUAUGAGGAUUUCCGUAAGACCUAUACUACCGUCAAGGAAGACACUGGGGACCUCAUCAAGCAGGCUGCUAUCGCGAAGCAUUUGGCGGCAGAGCGCAAGAAGGGUCGGGAACGUAGGAAGGCGGCUAACUCUAAGCGUGGCGACGACGGUAGGAACAGGAUCUUUGGGAGCGAUGGCUCGCCCAUGGGCGCCUUAGGUGCACGUCCCAUACCAUCGAAAGCUAAAUUCAAACAAAGGUAUGAAGCGAAGCGUGGUGUUGCUAGGUCUGCAAAGGCGGAUAAAGACGGAGACAUGGAUAUGGAGGUUGACUAG